Mizuhopecten yessoensis (Yesso scallop) is the source of this 2930-nucleotide messenger RNA. RefSeq names its product alpha-aminoadipic semialdehyde dehydrogenase-like. Bases 33 to 1652 code for a protein of 539 amino acids. Lineage: Eukaryota; Metazoa; Mollusca; Bivalvia; Pectinida; Pectinidae. The record is from RefSeq and is a predicted model, not a curated record. Gene Ontology annotation, molecular function: aldehyde dehydrogenase (NAD+) activity. The transcript is spliced from 19 exons.
UCCCUAUCUCAUGAAAGUGACACCGUCCAGAUAUGGCGACCUUUGGGAUCUUCAGCAGGGCAUCGAAGAUACUCACUUUGAGAACGUCGUCACCUGUGCUACGUUUACACAGAGCCAUGUCGAGUUUACUGAUAGACAACCCCAAAUACUCGUGGCUUAAGGACCUGGGCUUGUCAUCAUCUAACAAUGGCGUGUAUUACGGCAAGUGGGGAGGAUCGGGACAGGAAACAACAUCAUAUUGCCCAGCAAACAAACAGCCCAUUGCCAAGGUCACACAGGCUAGUCCUGCUGAUUAUGAGGAGGCCAUUCAAGCAGCCAAGGAGGCAUGGAAUGUAUGGGCUGAUGUGCCCGCACCACAGAGGGGAGAAAUUGUUAGACAGAUGGGGGAAGCUUUGAGGAAACACAAGAAUGCUCUUGGAAAAUUGGAAGCCCUCGAGGUGGGUAAGAUCCUGGCUGAGGGUGAAGGUGAGGUACAGGAAUAUAUUGACAUCAUUGACUAUGCUGUUGGACUUUCAAGGAUGUUUGCAGGGCAUGUCUUUCCAUCAGAACGUCCCGGACACUUGUUGAUGGAGCAGUGGAACCCUUUGGGAGUGGUCGGCGCCAUCACCGCAUUCAACUUCCCUGUAGCUGUAUACGGCUGGAACUCCUCCAUUGCACUUAUUUGUGGAAACACCAUGUUAUGGAAAGGAGCUCCUACUACCCCCCUGGUCAGUGUAGCUGUCACAAAGAUUUUAGCCUCAGUAUUGGAAGCCAACAACCUACCAGGUGCCAUCUGUUCUUUAGUUCAGGGAGGUGCAGACAUUGGAACACUGAUGGCAGAGGACACCAGAAUCAACCUGCUGUCAUUCACUGGCAGUACUCCGGUUGGCCACAAAGUGUCAUUGAUGGUGCAGGAAAGAUUUGGAAAGUUUUUGUUGGAGCUUGGAGGCAAUAACGCAUUAAUAGUGAAUGAGGAUGCUGACAUAGAAAUGGUUGUACGCUCAGCCUUGUUUGCCUGUGCUGGAACAGCCGGCCAGAGAUGUACCACUACACGACGAUUAAUGUUACAUGAGAAGGUACAUGAUGAGGUGGUGGGCAGAUUGGUAAAAGCUUACGGACAGCUUAGAGUGGGAGACCCACUAGAAGCUGACACUCUUUAUGGACCCAUGCACAGCCAACAAGGUGUCGAUCAGUACCUAAAGGCUGUGUCCGAGGCCAAGGAACAGGGGGGCACAGUGGCAUGUGGUGGAAAGGUGAUGGAUCGCCCCGGUCACUUUGUUGAGCCGACCAUAGUGACUGGCCUGCCCCAUGAUGCUCCCAUUGUACAUAAAGAAACAUUCGCCCCCGUCGUGUAUGUCAUCAAAUUCUCUAAACUGGAGGAAGCCAUGAAAUGGAACAAUGAAGUAAAACAAGGACUCACCAGCAGUCUCUUCACUAAGGAUCUCACCAAUAUCUUUAAAUGGAUAGGACCAAAGGGAUCUGACUGUGGUAUUGUGAAUGUAAACAUUCCUACUAGCGGUGCUGAAAUUGGGGGAGCUUUUGGAGGUGAGAAGCAUACAGGAGGUGGACGAGAGUCUGGUAGUGACGCCUGGAAACAGUACAUGAGGAGAUCCACUUGCACAAUCAACUGUGGCAAAGAGUUACCAUUAGCCCAGGGAAUCAAGUUUGAAUAGACCUAAAAGGACAGCAGUAUUCAAGAACUCACCACAUGUACAUUUACUAGUCUAAGUACCACCAGAAGACCGGUGUAAACACAUAUAUAGUCCCCAAAGGAUUGACUGGUAAUAGUGUAAUGGUGAUCAGUAUAAACGGUUACAAUCAUUAGAAUCACAUUCUAAACAGAUCAAACAGGUGUUUUGGUGUUAAAUGCAAAUACAAUUUUAAAAAAGACUGUAAUUUCCUGUCAAUCUGAUUAUAUGUACAUACUUGGAGAAAAAUACUCAGUACAUCAUGUAUAAAUUGUCAUAAUUAGUAUUGUAUAUGGUUGAUUGUAUCAACCUUAAAAAUCUUGUGUGAAUUUUGGAUUUGAUAUAUAUUUCAUAUAUUUAAGAAUAUAUCACUGAAUUUAGAAAAGAGAGGUAGCAAAAGAUAAGUCUUGAUUCAUGACGGAUAUUUUAGAGAUUUUGUGCCUAUUUUCAUGCAAGUUCAUGAACAUCUCACUUUCUUUGCAUAAUGUGAAAAAAAUCAUUUAUAAAAAACUUUUCAUUGUCAAAGUAUGAUGCUAUCAUAGUAAUUUUUGUUAAAAACUUAUACUGUUGGAAAGUCAUGAAAAUUAUCAAAGCGAAGAGAAAAAAUGUGCUGUUCUGCUGGAACGUAAUACAUGUACUAUGUUGGUGCCAAUCUAACAAAUUAUACAUUAAGUACUUUGUCGGUUUAAAAAGUGGUCAGCAAAUAUUAAAUAUGACACCAAUACUUUCACCCUAAAGUUUUGUUUCUGAAUUAGACACAAAAAAACCAAUUUGUUCUUUUGAAAUAUGAGUAAUUUCUAUUCAUUUUUAAACAGAAUCAAUGUCAAAUUAAUUUUAAAAAGCAUUUUUCCUUAUCGUCCCCUUUUUCCCCAAUUAGUAUUUGUUUUGCAAUUAAAGGUUGAUUGAUUGUACAAUAGAUAUACACUAUGUACUGGUACAUUUUUGUUAAUCAUCGAGAUCUUGUUUCCUUAACUGGUUAAUUAUAUAAGGUUGCUUUAAUAAUAUGUAUUUCAAUUGAAUCUCAUGAUGUCAUGCUGUCUUUGUAAUACCUUUCUUUUCACUGUCCUGACUUUCGCUAAGUAUUGAAGAGUUUCAUGAAAUGUUAUAAUCAAGACACUGUCCAUUCAUAAAGGUAUUUUUCCAAAGAAUCUUAUUAAUCUGUGUUUUUGUUCGUGCAAGUGCUAAAGCGUUAAGGCUGCAAUACUGUGUGAUACUUACAUGUGAUAAAUAAGAUUGAUUCUUAUUAAAAUGUAGCAUAUAUUU